Messenger RNA from Marasmius oreades (fairy-ring Marasmius), 2007 nucleotides. RefSeq lists its product as uncharacterized. NCBI's taxonomy places the organism in Eukaryota, Fungi, Basidiomycota, Agaricomycetes, Agaricales, Marasmiaceae. The coding region runs from base 110 to 1807 and encodes 565 amino acids. The record is from RefSeq and is a predicted model, not a curated record. The transcript is spliced from 13 exons.
CUUUCAUUUCUCCAUAUGUGCAGGUACGCACUGUGGCUAUACCUCUCCGGUCUUUAGAAAUGAGGAGACUCUGUGGCUCUAUUUUCGCUGUAUUAAAGCUUCAUUUCUGAUGUGGAAACCCUCAAGAAUACCCUCUGCGAAACCUAUCAAACUACCAAAGCCACUGAAGAUCAAGCUCGCAAAGCCACCACCGGAAAAGUACAUCGUGGUUACCAAUCUUUGGCUUUACCUUUCUUCUCCAAACUUCUUUACAAUGAUGGGAGGUUGGCUUCAAUGCGCUUUUGGUUCACCGCCGCUUGCUAUAUAUCACAAUGGAAAUCAGGCGGAAUAUAUCAUUGUUGAAUUCUCUUCUAAUGUAGACGUUAGGUCAAGACUAGGCGCACACCACCCAUGCGAGUUCAUCAAGGAUGUCGCAUGGUUGGAGUUUCACAAAGCCGUCAAGACCCACGCCUCUGUAAUCUAUGAGUACAAUUACCCCGUUCACAAGGAUCCAUCGAUCAAAUUCGAUAACAAACUAAAUACUUGGCCUGACCCAUUUUCCUCCCUUUCGCCCUUUAAGUGGGGUGCAGAUUAUCCACCUCCAAGGUUACCAGAUACUUUCUUGUCCGCUGUCAGCGGGUGUUGCGCCUUGCCGUUGCCAAGAGAUCUUCUAAAGACACUCGAACCUCCUUUGGACCCUCCUGCGACGCCUCACGAUCAACACUUUCGAUCCUCAGAUGCCUCCCUCCAAAGCAAUCCACAGCCUAUUCCGAAGCGGUCUGCCGACAAGCCACAUGAACAGACAAAAACUCAAAUCAAGGUCGAAGCUCCAACUCAACCAGCUAUCUGGAAAGUCGGGAAAUUAGACCCGUAUGAAGAAGAGGAAAAUGCUAAUGCACUUUUUCGCUCUACACUGGAUGCUGAAGUCAAGACUGAACCUGAUGUAGAGCAGAAAUACUUCGUGAAGGAUGUCGAUGUCAAGUCAGAAGAUGAUUUCCAGCGGGCUCGAGAGAGUAGAAGGAACGCGUCUACGUUGCAUGUCAAAGAAAAACCCAGUGAAGGUGGCAUGAUAUCUAUGGAGUUACGCUCGGCAUACGGGAAGCAUCAGUCAGUCAAGAUGGAACCCGGGCACGAUGAACGGCGUUCACAGAUUCUACAGUCGCGACGUGUCGAGGUCGACAGACACAUCAAGCCUGAACCGCGUGACGACGUUGUUCCAGGGACCGGUGCGACGGAAAUCAAGGGGGAAGAAGAUGCUGAGGAGCGGAAGUUUGUUGGCGAUAUCUCGCGGGAAAGGGUGGAACGACGGGAUCGGCCUUCCACAAGUCAUUCUCGACCUAGAAAAGUCAAAGUGGAAAAGAAAGAAGAAGAAGAAGGGUCGAGAAUUUGCGAUUCCACUCUGCAAGUCAAGUUGGAAAAUCACGAUGAUCGGCUGUGGACCAACGAGCCUCAACAUCAUGGAUCUCAUGUAAAGCACGAGCCUUCAUCGCCACGAGACUUGUCAAUCACGGUUAAGGAAGAAGAGCGGAAGGCGGACAUAAAUGGACCUUUCGAGAAGACCUCACUACCCUCAUGGAGGAUGAAAAGGGAACGAAAUGUGGUUGCAGUAUUUGGGAGUGUGUCCGAACCAUCCGAAAGCCUUCUGAUCGAGGAAUCUCACCAACCUGCCAACUCUUAUGCUCAAUCCGACAAUGCCACUUCUUCUACCCGUUGUAUGAAGCGCGAGUAUGACGACUAUUCACGCGACCGAGGAUGUAAUUCUACACAACUGUGGUCUGACAAGGACAGGGAAGACGGAACCGGGAAGAGAAGAAAGCGAGAAUUCUAAAGAAUCGUAAUAUUGUUCGCAACUUGAACCUCGUGUAUUUGUGUGCAAUUCGAAGUUGAUUUCUAUCUCUCAACGCUGCCGGUGAUGCCCUCGGACCGUCACUGAUAUGUAUGCCGAAGGUCAUGAUCCCGACACUCAUGACUCGGGGCGUCGAAUAUUACGGAAGUUGCACAAGGCCAGCGUAUCCCGUGGUAUCGCGC